AUGGAUAGCGAUAUAAACUCGUUAGAUAUGGACCGAGAUUGUGAAGUAAUUGAUUUAUUAGAAGAGAGGGCCGAGAUUAACAGUAAUGACGACAAUUCGUUAUCGUUAUAUGAGAGGACAGAAAGAAGUCGAGCAGAGAAGAGAAGUCGGGUGGUAGACGAGGAAGAAGUUUGGACAGAAGUCGGGAGAAGAGGUAAAGUAGUGGCAUGCAGUGCGUCUGACGAUGAUAUGACUAGAGUACCAGAAGAACAAAUUGAGAUAAGUAUGACAUCGAAAAAGGAGAAGUUACCUAAGCAAUUAGGAUUGGCCCGUAUCCUCAAGCAGGAAAAUAUAUUAGAUAUUAUUCGAGUGAGGUCCGAGAGCGUCGGAAACAUUCCUGAAAAUAACUUCGAAGAAAUAGAACCAACGAUUGGAAAUGAAAAUAUAAAAACAAAGAAGAAAAAAAUAAGUUUAAUUAAACAAUACUUGAUUGAUUAUACUGCCAACUCUAAUCUACACGGUUUAAAAUAUAUCGGAGAGAAGGAACGAACUUCGGUUGAAAAAAUCUUCUGGCUUUUUAUGUUUAUUUGCUGUGUGAUACUCUGCUCUGGUCUCAUACGUAAAGUUUGGAUAAAAUGGAAUGAAAGCCCUGUGAUUGUAAGCUUUGCUGAAAACUCUACACCAGUGUGGCAGAUUCCUUAUCCAGCUGUAACGGUGUGCUUCGAAACAAAAUCACAGCAAACUAAGUUUAAUUUCACAAAAUAUUACCAUCUCUACAAUAACGAGAGUACAUAUGGAAACCUAACCGAUGAAGAACGUGAACUCUUCGAAGACGUUAGUUUAGUUUGUGAUGAUCAUCUUGCUCCGGCUAAUGGAAGGAAAUUUUCAUCCGGGAACAUAACAGUAGAAAAUUUAAUACAGGUCUCGCCAAAUAUAAGCGAAAUGUUUUUGGGGUGUAAAUGGAAAGACAUUCCAAAAGGCAGCUGCUCUGAUUUAUUUCAGCCAAUUUUGACAGAAGAAGGCCUUUGCUAUACAUUUAACACCAUGGGUGCUAAAGAGCUUUUUAGGGUUGAAAAUUUACACUCAGAUUACAGUUACCUAGAAAAUUCAAACAAGACUCAAACUUGGACUUUAGAAAAUGGUUACCCUCCCAACACGCCGCUAGAAACAUAUCCUCACCGUGGCAGUGGGUAUGGUGCAAAAGCAGGCUUAGUAUUCCUUUUAAAAGCUUUUCAAGAAGAUUUGGACUACCUCUGUAGAGGACCUGUACAAGGCUUUAAGGUACUGUUACAUAACCCAGCAGAAAUGCCACGGCUUUCACAGCAGUAUUUUAGAUCUCCAUUAUCUCAAGAAGUGGUUGUCGCGGUUAAGCCAAAAAUGAUGACCACAUCAGAAGGACUUAAGCCUUAUGAUCCAACUAGACGCCAAUGCUAUUUCCCAAGUGAACGCUACCUACAUUAUUUCAAAGUUUACACGCAAGCCAAUUGUGAAAUGGAAUGUUUAACUAAGUUCACUUUUGCGAGAUGUGGUUGUGUACAUUUCGGGAUGCCACAUGGCCCAGAAAUGCCAGUAUGCAACGCCGGAAGCGUUGCGUGUAUGAAGAAAGCACAGAUGGAAUUAGUCACAGUUGAAGUGCAAUCCGGUUUGGAAAAGGACCCACAUAAUAACGACACUCUCGGCGAAGCGCGUCUAGUUGCCGCGGAUUGCAAAUGUCUUCCAGCGUGCACUUCCAUCGAAUACGAAGCGGAAACCUCACAAGCUGAUUAUGACUGGAAGGCGCUGUACAGAGCUUUUAAUUUGCCAAUAGAGGAGGACUCUGAAGAUUUAUUAUACGCACGUGUUAUGAUUUUCUUCAAAGAAGCACAAUUUAUUACUUCUCGGCGUUCAGAACUUUACGGACAAACCGAUUUUCUUGCCAACUGUGGAGGUUUACUAGGCCUAUUUAUGGGAUUUUCAAUACUCAGCGUUGCAGAAAUUUUAUAUUUCCUUACAUUAAGACUGUACUGCGUGCUGUGGAAGAGACGCCAAGCUAAAAAACGUGCUCAUUUGAAGAAAAAUGCUAUCCUGGCUCCACAAGAAGGAAAAUUAAAAGAUUUGCAUAUUUAU
Molecule: messenger RNA, 2085 nt
Organism: Brenthis ino (lesser marbled fritillary)
Lineage: Eukaryota; Metazoa; Arthropoda; Insecta; Lepidoptera; Nymphalidae
Source: the annotation of a GenBank genome assembly